This is a messenger RNA of Falco peregrinus (peregrine falcon), 1655 nucleotides long. RefSeq names its product GON7 subunit of KEOPS complex (gene GON7). Bases 16 to 333 code for a protein of 105 amino acids. The transcript is spliced from 2 exons. Gene Ontology annotation, cellular component: EKC/KEOPS complex. NCBI's taxonomy places the organism in Eukaryota, Metazoa, Chordata, Aves, Falconiformes, Falconidae. The record is from RefSeq and is a predicted model, not a curated record.
CGCGGCGGCGGCGGCAUGGAGCUGGUGGCGGAGCUGAAGGGCCGCGACGGGCAGACGCGGUCGGUGCGGGUGCCGUGCCCGGCGGAGGAGGGCGAGGGCGAGCAGCUGCGCGGGCUGCGGCGCGGCCUGGCCGAACUGCAGCAGCGGGUGGCGGAGCUGCUGGCGCCCCUGGUGCAGGAGGAGAGAGAGGCGGCAGGCGGCGGCGGGCCGCGCGGUGAAGCCGAGGACGACGACGACGACGAGGAGCUGGAAGAUGAAGAUGAGAACUGCACCGACGCGAAGGCGAGCGCCGAGGACCCGCCGCCGAAGCGGACGAAGGUCCAGCAGCCCUGAGCCCGGCCUCGGGCGCCCAGCGUAGGCCUGGAAGGGCCGCAGGCGGCCCCGGGUGCGGUGCCCCGGUGGGGCAGGGGCUGCCCGUCUUCGGGAGGUGACAUGGCCACCCCGGUGCUGUUUUAGCACGGAGGCCUUAGGAGAGGAUGCGCCUUGGUGUCAGCGGGGUGUGGCUUGCAGGGUACCAGCCUUAGGUCGAGAAGAGGUUUUAGCAAACAAGCUAAGAAAUAUGAAACUGUUCUUGCAAGUCUUCUGACUGCUACGCUUUUAGUGACUUUUGCCAAGUCAUUCUUUUUUCAUGUGACUUAAACUUUUAAGAUAAAGUAAUAAAAUCUAUAAAGAUGUACUUUGUCAGGUAUGAUCUUAAGAUGGUAACAGAUAACUUUCAUUUGUAUGGAGAGAGAGCAAGAGAAGACCACUACAGUAUUCAAAAUAAAAAAAAACCCCACAGUUAGGACUGUUUCCAUUCCUGAACAGUCCUACAAGAGCCCUGUACAGUCCUGCUAUGGAAGGUUAUUGUUGCCUGGCAUCUGAAAGCUGUAGUCACACAUCAAUUGAGUAUCUUCCUGGAAAAGAGCAUAGACAACAUAGGUAGAAAAAGUUGGGAAUCUUGGUUUCAAAAAAUCCUCAAUUUUUUUUGACAGCCAGGGAAGUGACAAGCCAGCAUGUGUCUUUAAAGUUCCACAUUUAAAAACCUGCUAUCUGUCCUAAGCCUGUUUGUGGUAGGCUUAUUUGGUAGCUAAGUCAAAAAAAGCAAACAUCACAGCUUUAUAGUCUGUCUAUGCAGAACUGUCAACAUUGCCUAAAAGUAAGAAAAAACUUUGGGCAGAAACUGGGGAAAAUGUAGUAGGGUUCUACACUGAUUGCUGUAGUUUAAGAGGGUGAGAAAGUAAAUACUAGGGUAACAGCUCAGAGCACAUUAUGUGUAACAGUUCUUGGCUGUAUACCCUAUUCCUCUGCUAAGGUAGUUUUUCUUUCUAAUGAUUAUAAUGCAGCAUGUGGAAUGUCAUCAAGGGUAACAGAUGCUUCUGGCAAGGGGAAAGUUAUCAAUGCUUGUAUGUUACUUUAAUUCCCAGGUUUUUUUAGGUGCAUGCUUCUGUGAACAGGCAUAAAAUGUUCUUGAGAGCCAGUCCAUAAAGCUUACUGUGGAGCCUGAGAGUCAAGUUUAGCAGAAAUAACUGAUUUAGUAGAGUGAAAAGCUUUUUAUUUUUCUCCUCAUGUGUUCCACUGGUAUAGUUUGUGUAUUAUGGAAACUGAACAAAUCUUGAGACUUGUGUACAGAGGACAAAGUGUCAGAAUAAAUAAUGAAUUUUUAUGAGCACAAA